UUUUUCAAAUACUCCACCAAAUUCCAAAUACGGAAAUACCUAUCUGCAUUCUAAACCUUUCCUUCUUAAUCUAAAUUUUAAAUUCCGCUUUAUAAUUUCUAUCAAUCGUUCAGUUUUAAUUUUAUUUAUAAUUUUCCUAAUCGUUAACUUGAUUUUUCUUUCUGUUAUUUCUUUUUACAACUUUUACUUAGGUUAGUGAAAUGACGACUAUAAAAGUAAGGGACGAACAAGAAAUUAUAAACAAACUCGCUUCGUACAUUGAAAAGAUAUCAAAUGAUGCCAUAAACAGUAGAGGGAGAUUUUACGUCGGCCUAUCAGGAGGCUCCACUGUAAAAUAUUUGUGCGAGAGUUUACCCAGAGUGGAUACUGAGUGGUCGAAAUGGGUGCUGGCAUUCUGUGACGAGAGAGUAGUGGCGGAAGACAGUGAAGACUCCACGUUUGGUACAUACAAGCGGCGGCUGAUUCCAAAAACAGGGCUAAAGAACAGUCAGUUUAUAGUGUUGAAGCAGGGUGUUACAGCUCAAGAAGCAGCCGUGGAAUAUACGCAACAACUGAAAAUAGCUUUCAACGGUGAUAAUUUCAAAUUCGAUCUCCUACUGCUGGGGAUGGGCCCUGAUGGCCACACGUGCUCUCUGUUUCCUGGCCAUCCACUCCUGGACGAGGUCAAUUUACCAGUGGCGGCGAUCACAGACUCCCCAAAACCACCACCGGAACGGAUCACACUUACGUUCCCUGUUAUAAAUAACGCUAGAAACUGUAUUUUUACUAUAAGCGGUGGCGAAAAAGCAGAUGUGGUUAAGCGAAUAUUAAAAGACAAAGAAGACCUCCCCGCUGGAAGAGUGAAUCCCAUAGCUGGCUCCGCAUACUGGAUCGUGGACGACGCAGCGGCAGCGAAAUUAUAAUAAUUAUAAGGGAAUGAGCGCACGGGCUGACAUGUCUACGUGACUAAUGUUGGGAUGGUUAUUAUAGGGUACCCAUACACGGAGCGACAGUCGCAAGAAUCUGUCGCAUGCAUAUAACCUUCAGUUAUUUGAGAACCUCUAAAAUAUCUGAUGCAAUUUCAAAGAUCUUUUAAUCGGUUACGCAGUUAUGCUAUUGUGAUCGGCUUCGACCGUCGUCAAGCGCAGUGUUGUCAAUCUCCCCUAGUUAAGGAAUUGAUAGAUACAGCGUCGCUACCGCGCGCAGGAAAUGGCGACUUCUGGCAUCUCGUUUUUUCCCGUGUAAGCGUUAAUCGAAACAAGUCUAUUGAUUUGUUUAUUUGUCUAUUAGUUUAAAUUUUUGGGCAGAUCUAGAAAUUUUUAGCCAUUAAAAGAUAUGUGAAUUGAAACUAUUCGGCAACUAUUUGAAAUAUUUUACUUUAUAGUUAUAUGGUAACACUGAUAUGAUGUUAGCCUCCUGAGUAUACCCAUCACACUUUGUUAAAGAAUCGUUACUACCUCCGUAUAUAGGGAGUUUGAGAGUGAUAAAAUGUAGCCGAGAUAAGUCACCUCGUGCGCUGGUAACCUAUAGUGUUGUACUGUAGGUACAUCUAUGUUGUCAUUGCAUUAAAAACAAAUCACAUUGUCAAUAAGUUUAUUUCUCAUCUAAUAACAUCGCCACAAUGUUUCUUCAUUAACUAUAUGUACAGAUUAUGACGUCUUGUGCAUUACUUGUUUUGUCACUUGUGCGUCGCUCACUUGUCACUUGUGUGUCGAUCGCUUGUCACGUGUGUCAUCAAGCGUGAUUCCACCGUUGUGGACGUGUAGCCCUGCCCCUUUAAUAGAUUUAUGACAUCACACUUUCAUAGUGUAUUGAGGCUGAUGUUAUAUCAAAAACUUUUAUAACUUUCAUGAGCGAACCAUUUCAUAUUUUAAGGAUUUAUUAAUUUAAUAGCGUUCGCACCGCGGGUUUGUCCACGUGGAACUAUACACUGUGUAAAAAAAUGUUAAUCAGGGCGUCAUAUAUUUUGUAAACCUCUUUUGUACGAAUAGACUAUAUUGAUCAUAAGCGAGUUCAUACUCAGUCUUGCAUUUGGCUAAUUUUUGGGUGCUUGAGAGCAUAACCUAUUUUGAGGGCUGGACCCGCGCCUGUGUCAUAGCCACUAAUGUGUCAUAGCGUCGACGUUGACACAAGUGCGUCGCUGGGUUCCUUACUUGUAUUGCAACAUGUCGAGUUGUCACUCCGGUGUCUUUUGGUACUAGCGUGUCAUUUGCAUCGCCGUCUAUAUGUGUUAAACGAACCUGAUGCUUGUUGAUUAACAAUACCGUUAAAUGGUAGCUUAUAAUUUUUACAAUAUGACUUUUUCAUUUUGUCCCUUCAUUACUAUUCAUGUUUAUAAUUAGUUGAUUGUUUAAAUAAUUAAAAAUGAAUCUUAAAAUUUUAAUAAACUGUUAAUAUUUUGUUAUAUCAAGGAGCUGAAAUCAAAUUGGCGUAUUACUUUGCUCACUUCUAUCUCGAUUACACCACGACCGGAGUGGCCGAUAGAAAUGUAUGCUAGAAAGUGACAAGUGAUCUUCCAUCCUGUUUACUCUCAGCGGUGAUGUUGAGACUGAUACUAGUUCGUUCUAAAUCAAAAUUAACAUUGUGUAACGUCGGUUUGAUUUUAAGCUACUUGUUUGUUAUAAGGAAGUUUGUUGUUAUCAUUCCAAUGUUGUACCACUGUGUGGUAUAUUUUUAUAUGUCAUUACAUUCCUGUUAUAUAAAACCAUUGAAUUGGCA
This is a messenger RNA of Galleria mellonella (greater wax moth), 2697 nucleotides long. RefSeq names its product 6-phosphogluconolactonase (gene 6pgl). NCBI's taxonomy places the organism in Eukaryota, Metazoa, Arthropoda, Insecta, Lepidoptera, Pyralidae. The coding region runs from base 201 to 902 and encodes 233 amino acids. The transcript has 4 exons. Gene Ontology annotation, molecular function: 6-phosphogluconolactonase activity. Gene Ontology annotation, biological process: carbohydrate metabolic process; pentose-phosphate shunt. The record is from RefSeq and is a predicted model, not a curated record.